Frieseomelitta varia is the source of this 1986-nucleotide messenger RNA. RefSeq names its product protein nessun dorma (gene nesd). The record is from RefSeq and is a predicted model, not a curated record. Gene Ontology annotation, biological process: spermatogenesis; male meiosis cytokinesis. Lineage: Eukaryota; Metazoa; Arthropoda; Insecta; Hymenoptera; Apidae. The transcript has 6 exons. Bases 159 to 1784 code for a protein of 541 amino acids.
UUAACAAAAGAGCGUGCAACUUUCUUGAUUCUUUACUUUGUUAGACUUGAAGCACAAUUACUACGAAAGUUUCGUUUUCAUUUCGUUAGAUAUAUUAGACAAAAGAUUAAAAUCGACGUUCUCGAUACAACUUGUAAUAAAUUCGUAACUGAUAAUUGAUGGAGGUGUACACCUUUGAUAAGAGUCUUCAAGAAAGGCUGGUAGAAUUAACAGAAAUUUUAUCCAGUAGAGAUGAAAUUGUACCUGCAUCACAAAUUAAAGCAGAAUGGUCUUAUUACAUAGAACUUGUAAUAGAACCCGUUGGUUGGCAAGCAUUAUGGAGAAUACCACGUUUGGUGUGUGAGAGUUUUCAUAUCCAUUAUCCUACUAUAGUGGUCGUACAAGUUGAGCAAGUUGAUUUUUCUGAUUUAUCUGCAUUAGCAAAAAUUACUGCCGUUCAAGAUGAUAUUCAAUUACUUGACAAGUAUGAUAUACCACUUAUUGAGCUUUACCCAACACAUAUGCAAGAGAAUAAUGCUCUGGAUAUAGUGGGUACUGCAACUUGCAUCGAUCAGUUGAGGUUCUUUUAUAAAUACUUAUGGAUGCCAUGGGAUGUAGAUGAUGAUGAUGAUGUUGAUUGGGUGUCUGUACAUUUAGAAACUAGAAUUAGAUUAUUCUUUGAUAUGAAAAGGAGUGCUAUUACUAAUGAAACUAGUGAUGUUAUUAGAAGUUUGAUAAGAGAGGGAAGAGAGAUUGAACAGAAAAUAUCAAGAUUAGAAGAUACUAUCUCCGAGGAAGAACAAGAAAAGGAUAUAGAUGGAGGAACAGCAUGUCAGUUGAUGACACUUCAUUUUCGGUUGCAACAAAUUAAAAGGGAGAUGGAAGUUCUUGAAAAUCCAACUAUGAGAGAGAUUCUUGCAAAUCAGACCUCGUCUUCAAAAAAUGAUGAAAUAGAAAGCACAGAAAAUAAUGAGAAAUGUAAAGAAGGUUAUUUUGUGUGGCUUGGUGGUACUCUGGAACAAAUGAAGGAAGCUAUAAAUAAAGUUCAAAUAUCUUUACCUACAGAAUUAUUUUUCAAAAUAUCUGGAUCUUUAUUAGAGACUCUAUACACGUGUGAUGCAGGAGAUAUUAUUGUAGUUGGAAAAGGAACUCAUACAAUAAAAAGUGCCGGUAGAUUGGAAGAUGGCGGUACCAUUAAAGGAAUUGAUAGUUCAGAAGAUACUAUUCUUAAUAAGAUAGACAUUGAAACUGCACCAUCAUUGCUUGAUUUUUCUGGCAAUGAAGUUUUGCUAGAAAAUAUCACGGUAGAUGUAGGUGAUCUUAGAGCAGCUGUUGUAGUGAGAGCUGGAACCACAAAAAUAGUCAAUUGUAAAAUAUGUGCCUUAAAUAAGAGUAUGGUGAAACUAGGAAUUGUAGUUUUACCUAAUGCAAAACUAAUAAUAGAAAAUACACUCUUUGACAGUCUUGUGACUGGUUUAGUUAUUUAUAGCAAUGGAGAAGUAUUUAUGAAUAAUUGCAUAUUUACAAAUUGUACAGAGGGUAUACAAAUUUAUGAUAAUGCAAAGUUAAUAGCAAAACAUUGUUCUCUGACACAACUUAAAGAAUAUGCCAUUCGAUUGGAAACGCAAAAAUAUUUAAACGAUACAAGACGUAAAUGCGGUGGUUUUGAAUUACUGGAGAAUGUAUCUGAAAUUUCUCUUUAUGAUUGUAAAUCCGAGGAUAAUGGCAAAGGGGACGUAAUAUUGAAAACAGCUACAUCGUUUGUUUUAAAAAAACAGUAUGAACCCAUGAAUGUGGAGAUUUAAAAAUGUUCUAGUCAGAAAGACUAUCACUUCCAGUCAAACUUUGAAUCAACAAACGAAGAAUAUGGUAGAAACGACUUGUGCGAAGCAAUUGACGGACCGACAGACGCAAUUUGGCAAUGCGCGUAUAUUGGAUUUAUCGGAAUGCAUCUUCGUGUUCAAGGGUUCGCAAUCGGAUUACGAGGAACCAUCAUCGGACGAGGAG